Phytophthora infestans T30-4 is the source of this 2694-nucleotide messenger RNA. Its product is annotated as alanyl-tRNA synthetase, putative. The transcript has 2 exons. The record is from RefSeq and is a predicted model, not a curated record. Gene Ontology annotation, cellular component: cytoplasm; mitochondrion. Gene Ontology annotation, molecular function: ATP binding; aminoacyl-tRNA deacylase activity; alanine-tRNA ligase activity. The coding region runs from base 1 to 2694 and encodes 897 amino acids. Lineage: Eukaryota; Oomycota; Peronosporomycetes; Peronosporales; Peronosporaceae. Gene Ontology annotation, biological process: alanyl-tRNA aminoacylation; tRNA modification.
AUGCUGCGUCUUCGCGGGAGUGCGGGCGUCCGGCGGAGCUCCGCGGUCCGCAACAUGCACUCACUUCCGUCCACAGAGCUGCGCAGCCGCUUCCUACAGUUCUUCGAGAGUCAAGGCCACCGCGUCGUGCCCAGCGCGUCACUAGUGCCGCCCGGAGGUGACCAGUCUCUGCUGUUCGUGAACGCCGGCAUGGUGCCAUUCAAACAGGCGUUCCUGGGUAUUGAUGGUGGAGCAAAGGCACGCGGAUACUCCAGAGCUACUUCAGCACAACGCUGUGUACGUGCUGGUGGUAAGCACAACGAUUUGGACCAGGUGGGACUUACACGUCGCCACCAUACCAUGUUCGAAAUGCUGGGCAAUUUUAGCUUCGGCGACUACUUCAAGGAACAGGCAAUUACAAUGUGCUGGCGAUUCCUCACCCAGGAAUUAGAGCUUCCUAUUGACAGACUACACGUUACGGUACUUAAGAGCGAUCAAGAGGCUCGUCGUCUGUGGAAGCAGAUCGCUGGACUACCCGACCACAAAAUUCAGGAGCUGGACGAACACGAUAAUUUCUGGGCCAUGGGCGACUCAGGUCCUUGUGGCCCGUGCUCGGAAGUGUUCUGGGACUUAGGAGACCACAUCGCUGACCCCGACGAGCGCUUCUUGGAGCUGUGGAACCUCGUCUUCAUGCAAUUCUUCCGUAACGAAGGAGACAGCGAACUACACGCACUUCCCAACUGCUCAGUCGACACCGGUAUGGGUCUUGAGCGCGUGGCUUCUGUUCUGCAAGGAGUCCCUUCUAACUACCACACAGACGUCUUCGUACCUCUUUUAACUGAGGUAGCUACUGUACUGGACGCCAACCGGUCGUCAACCUUACGUCAAUCUUUCACUAGCGCUCUACAAGAAGAACUUGAUCCCCGUAAGAAUCUUUUCGGGACUGGUAAAGAGAUCCAAACUCUCCGCAUCGUCAGUGACCACCUUCGUGCGACCUACGCAUUGUUACAGGACGGUGUUUUCCCGUCCAACAUAGGCCGCGGCUACGUUCUUCGUCGUAUCAUCCGGCGAGCCAUCCGCCAUGCUCAGCAACUUGGCGUUCGAAGUGGUUCAGACGGCAUUCUAGCUUCGAUUGCAGUGCCAGGAUGGUCUGAGGCUGCAGGGCUCCAGCAAAUGCGAGCGAUAGUUGCCAACGAGGAACGAGCGUUUGAAGAGAUGCUUCGUAAUGGCCGUGGGGCUAUUGAAAAGGCUUUCUCCAAGACCCAAGUCAUGCUGUCAGGCGCUGAUGCCUUCCGUCUGUAUGACACAUUUGGUAUCCCUCUUGACAUCACUCAAGUGCUGGCGGAAGAAAAGGGUCUCAGUGUCGAUACCGAAGGGUAUGACGCCUGUAGGAAGAGCCACAAGCAGCAAACCAGUGACCGUAGUGUCUUCCAUACUCAAGCUUCCUCGGAACAGUCUUCGUCUACUCCAGCAGCGACCGUGGUCAGCGAGUUUGUGGGCUAUGAACAGCUCAGUGUGUCUAAAGCUCGCGUCCUGGACUGCUGGUCUGGCUCAGGCUCUGCUGGAUUCAGUGUGAUACUUGAUCGCUGUCCAUUCUACCCGGAAGGAGGAGGUCAAGUUGGAGAUCGUGGGCAUUUAAUCAACGAGGACGCCAUUGCAAUCAAGUGCACGCUACCGAAAGAUACGACGUUCGAAGACAUCUCAGCGCUAUUCCUUAAUGAAGCUACAGUGGAGGCGCAUGUGGACCGCAGAUUCCGUUCCGGUUGUGCUGUACACCACACUGCAACGCAUUUGUUGCAGCGAGCGCUCAAGGCUGAGUUGGGCGAGCAUGUGACGCAAGCAGGUUCUCAGGUUACUAGCGACCGUCUUCGCUUCGAUUUUGCCCACUUUGGAGCCUUGUCCGCUGACGAGAUGGCAAGUGUGGAAGCCAGAGUGAAUGCGUUCGCAGCUGCGGAACUGGAUGUGUCGACUGUAGAGCUGCCUCGAGAAGAUGCCGAACGCAGCGGCGCCAUUUGCAACUUCGGUGACAAGUACGGAGAUGUUGUACGCGUCGUUCGAGUCGGUGGGGAAGCUGAGACCCCUGUUUCGAGUGAGUUUUGUGGAGGGACUCACGUGAAUAAUGUACGGGAAAUUUUCCCGUUCGCAAUGGUGAGUGAAGGAUCUGUGGCUGCCGGCACGAGACGAGUUGAAGCGGUGGCAGGACACGCCGGUGCUCGGUAUUUACAAGCGAAGGCUCAGACACUAAGCGAUGUGGCCGAUCAACUGUCGACUACACCGGCCAAGGUGGUGGAGCGUGUUGCAAAGAUGCACAAGCAGAUGAAACAGCUCGAGAGUCGAGUCCAAGCUCUCGGCGACGUGCUAUCCACGCUUCCCUCUACUCCACUAGCAUCGGGAGCUAUUGACGGGGCUAUUACUGCGCCUCACGUUGAGCUGCAUGCCUUGAAUGUCCCAGGAGGCGGAGAGUUCUCCAAGGUGCUCAAGCGACGCGCUGAGUUCCUGGCCGAGCAAGCGUCGCCUAGCAGCGUGCUUGUGGUCCUGCUGGGUUGUCAGAUAGCGUGUAUAGCUAACGCUGAAGCGAAGGUGCACGCUGGAAAGCUCAUGCAACAAGUGGUCAAGUCGCUGGGCGGACGUGGAGGUGGCAACGCCAGCUUCGCGCAAGGCUCAGUUCCGGCAGACCUCACGCCGCAAGAGAUCGCUCGUCGUGUGCUUAGAUAG